This is a messenger RNA of Onychomys torridus (southern grasshopper mouse), 1210 nucleotides long. It is a transcript of the gene Rhebl1, whose product is annotated as RHEB like 1. Gene Ontology annotation, molecular function: GTPase activity; GTP binding; GDP binding. The transcript is spliced from 8 exons. Gene Ontology annotation, biological process: small GTPase-mediated signal transduction. NCBI's taxonomy places the organism in Eukaryota, Metazoa, Chordata, Mammalia, Rodentia, Cricetidae. Bases 213 to 764 code for a protein of 183 amino acids. The record is from RefSeq and is a predicted model, not a curated record. Gene Ontology annotation, cellular component: plasma membrane.
CCCCGGCGCCGGGCUCCCUUGCGUAGAGCUGCUGUGUUGUGAUCACGUGGCCUGCCUGGGGCGCGCGGCUUGUUUUGGUUUUCCUUCCGCUUUCCCGGCGUAGCUUCGGUGUGCUGCUGCCUUUCCUGGGCUCCACCGCCUCCUGCAUCCCGGCUGGUCUUCGGGCUCUCUCGGCCCGCGCUCUCAGGAGCCCCUCGAGGCGGCGUCUUGUCAUGCCGCUGGUACGCUACAGGAAGGUGGCCAUCCUCGGGUACCGCUCCGUAGGGAAGACAUCUUUGGCACAUCAGUUUGUGGAAGGCGAAUUCCUGGAAGGCUACGAUCCUACAGUGGAGAACACUUUCAGCAAGACAGUGACUCUUGGCAAAGAUGAGUUUCACCUACAUCUAGUGGACACAGCAGGGCAGGAUGAGUACAGCAUUCUGCCCUAUUCCUUUAUCAUUGGGGUCCACGGUUAUGUCCUUGUGUAUUCUGUCACGUCUCUGCAUAGCUUCCAAAUCGUUAAGAGCCUGUACCAAAAGCUCCAUGAAGGCCAUGGUAAAACUCGGCUGCCGGUGGUGCUUGUGGGGAACAAGGCAGAUCUCUCUCCAGACAGAGAGGUGCAGGCCAUUGAAGGGAAGAAGCUAGCAGAGUCCUGGGGUGCCACGUUUAUGGAGUCAUCUGCUCGAGAGAAUCAGCUAACUCAAGAGAUCUUCAUCAAAGUCAUCCAGGAAAUUACCCGUGUGGAGAAUUCUUACGGGCCAGACCGCCGAUGCUAUCUCAUGUGAGCUCUUGACAUGGACUAGCUGCCUUGUUUCUGCUGCAGGCAUUUCCCAGCCUGCAGUGGGGGGCAGACCCUUGGGACUCAACUGGCAUGGAUGCCAACUAUGUCCCUGGCCCUCUGGGCACACAGUGUGGUACCUUCAUUUUUGCACACUCAUCCCAGGUUCUGUAGCCUGGUGUUAAUGUUUACAAAGGGGCAAGAUGUCUCAUGGACACUGGCUUCUAACUCCUUGUUUUUCUAAAUGAACUUUUACAAUCUGCACAGUUGGAAUAUGAGUUUUGGGCAUUGAUUAUCCAGGACACACCCUCCUGGGUAGGUUUUGGGUGUUGGUUGGGUGAGGGUGUUGGUUGCUUGGCAGUUCUGAAGUAGAGCUGGCUCCUGGGGUGACAAUGUAUAUUUGCAAAUAAACUGAGAAAUCUUUUGUUGUUGACUUCUCUGUGUCUGGAGAGA